Bipolaris oryzae ATCC 44560 is the source of this 516-nucleotide messenger RNA. RefSeq lists its product as uncharacterized. NCBI's taxonomy places the organism in Eukaryota, Fungi, Ascomycota, Dothideomycetes, Pleosporales, Pleosporaceae. The annotation marks the transcript as partial. The transcript has a single exon. The record is from RefSeq and is a predicted model, not a curated record.
CGCCCUCCUCCCCACUCGGCCACACGCAUCACCCGCUGCGGCCACAUCGUCGGUAAAGAAUGUCUCCUCGCGUGGCUCGACAUCAGCUGCGCAUGUCCCGUGUGCAACUGCCCUCUCUUCGACGCCACGGACGAAGAGAUCACGGAGCGCGACGUCGCGUUCGUGUACAAGAAGCUGAGGUGGUUAUGGAGGAAGUGGGAGAUUUUCGCGGCGAUUGAGAGGGUCUUGUGGAGAAAGAGGUAUGAGCAGGGGUGGCGCGAGGAGCGGGCUCCUGGCGUUGAUCCGGUGGUGGAGGAGAGGGUGGAAGGGGAGUUCUGGGAUGGAGAGAUGGGGGAAGAGGAGGGGAGUGAAGAGGGGGAGAUUGUUGAGAGGGUGGAGAUGGAUGAGGAGGAUGAAGAGAUGGAAGAUGGGGAUGAGGGAUACGACAACGAGGGAUACGACGCAGAGAACGAAGACGAGGGCGAUGAUGAUGUCGGCAGUUCAGAAGAUAUGGACAUUUCAGACUCUUCAGAGUGA